Molecule: messenger RNA, 3318 nt
Organism: Dermacentor albipictus
Lineage: Eukaryota; Metazoa; Arthropoda; Arachnida; Ixodida; Ixodidae
Product: endothelin-converting enzyme 2-like
Biological process (GO): protein processing
Cellular component (GO): plasma membrane
Molecular function (GO): metalloendopeptidase activity
Source: RefSeq, a predicted model, not a curated record
CACGAAUGCACGUGGCACGUGUGCCACGAGCAUUGAGAAGAACAGCACGGAACCGAGGCGACGCUCGUCUUCACGUCUCUGCAGCGGAACCUGCGAAAGUGCACUUGCGGGAGUGGUGUGAAGCAGUCUGCGUUUUGCACCGUCUGCAGUAACCGGAGGCCGUCGGGCAGUGUCCGGUAACUUGGCAAGAAAGUCAAUAGACUUGGCAACCAUGAGAAAAGGCAGUGCCAAGCACGGACGCGGCGACAGACGCGCUUACCAACGGAACGCAGACAAACCGGACAAGCGCGGGCCGACAGAACCGCAAAUCGAGCCGGGCCCUCCAAAGCUUGUAACCGAGGGCGACGACCUGAGGACCCCUGCCAUCGGCACCCCUCCUGCAGCCGCCAUCACCACCACGGUGGAAGACCACCCCGCGGAUCCGACGGGUGCCCCUGAAAGGCGCACUGCCAUUUACGUAGAUAAGCCAGCGACAUCGCCGCCACCUAUCGGCGGGACAGCUGCGCAACGGGAGCCUCAGGAGCAUCGAGAGAAGGAGAAGGAGCACAGGGAAUUAGCUGCACUGGAGAUUCCGUCCCCGGCGGUGCAGCAAGCGAACCAACCGACGGCAGUCGAAGCGGCGACGAAAGACUUGAAGUCCCAGGUUGCAGUGCCGCAGCCAAGCGCAAAGCCCCUGGCCUUAGAGAAACAUCGAAGUCGGCGCAAACGCUCGGUGAAGCCACGCGUCGGUACCAAGAGAGCGCCUGGCGCGUCGCCGGCAUCCGCCGGGAGUCCCGCCGACGUCCGCAACGGACUCGACGCUGGAGCGCGCAACGUACCCGGCUACCGACCUUCCGAAGUUGGAGCGCCGUCCCUCACGUCAUCGCACUUGCGCGUCCCGGCUGGUGAAAAAGAACCGCAGCAGGGACCAAGCGUGGCUUACCUUCUGGGAAUGUCUCCUGACGCCACGCCUCCAGGAUCGGCGGGGCCGCCGUCAAAGGUUCCUUCCCCUACUAGGUCCCCGCCAGAGCGGGGCAAACGAAGCCACGACGAAUCCGUCGCUCGUGCCAAACGCGCGUCACCGAAAUCUGCGGAUCGGAAUUCUAUUGUCGCCGCGGAACUGCUCUCUUCGUACGAAAAACUCAAGGACAUGGCAAAGUCGAGGACACCGGAGACUCUCAUGUCGAAAAUAGGAUUCACGAAAACGACGUUGACGAAAACGUUGAUCACAGGAAAGACCGGAUGGCCCACGGUCGCCGUAACCAUUGGCAUCUGCGCCCUGUUCCUUGGCACCCUUCUCCUUCUGGCCGUGCAGCGCUCCUUCACACCUCUCAGGCUGUGCCGCGCCGAAGACUGUCAACGCCACGUGACGCUUCUCACCGAUCGCUUGAACACAACGCUCGACCCGUGCGACGACUUUAGGGCUUUCGUCUGUUCCGCGUGGCAGAUGUCGAGGAAGAACCGUGAGCAAUCCAGGUCGGUGAUCGACGACCUCAGAUUCACUUGGUUCGACCGUUUCGAGGACACCCUGACCAUGGGCGCGCUGAAGUUUUCCGCCGGGAGAAAGCCGCUCGCCAUGUACCGCAUGUGCAAGCACUAUUUCCCUUCCAACGGUUCGCAGGUUGAGCUCAUACGCAACUUCUUCAAUCGCUUCGGGUUUCGCUGGCCGCAGACGCCCGAGGAGUUAAUGCCCCCACUCGUCUUGCUCGUCAUGCUAAGCUACCAGUGGCAAUCGCCGGCUUGGAUAACAGUCCAUCUUCUGGAACCUUCCGCCACUGGCAGACAGCGGGUGCUGGUUACUCCGGGCAUCUACGUUCGCACGCUUCGCAAUCAACAUCGAAGAGUCGAAGUGGCGUACGAUCGUUACUGGCAGCUGUACCUAGAGCUCUUCUACCCUGACCCCAUAACACGACCCACAUCGAGUGAGGAAGCCAUCCGAGAGAUUCGUGACAUGGAAGGUGACGUGUUCGACAGCUUACACGCCGCGGCAGAGUCUCAGCGAAAGAGGCCCGCGAAGUUUACCUUCGACGAAAUCGACACCCACGUCCCGAAUGCGUCUGGCGCCAUCUGGGUCAACGCGUUCCAGGCGGGCAUGUCACUGCACCCGAGUCUGACCGCCGACGACGAGAUCGUCACCACCGACGUAGCCUUCCUGAGCGUCGUCGCCGAGCUCCUGGUCAAGUACGACACGCUCAUGUUGAACAGGCACCUGGUGUGGUUGAUUAUGCAGUACUACACGCCCUUGACGGACUACGCUUUCGUGGUGGGCUAUUAUGGGAGCAACGACAAUGCAGCAGCGUACCUGCCGGUGUUCUGUGCGCACCAAGUGGAAGCCACGUACAAGGUCCUCGUGCUCGCCCUCGGCGUCGUCACCCGGUUGCCGGUACACGACCGAAGAGUCAUCAACGCCGGCUUCCAGAGUCUCGUCUCUGCCGCUUUCGCGAAGAUUCGAGACUCCAUCUGGAUAGACGAAAAGGACAAGAUGCGGAUGUUCACCAAGUUUGCCGCCAUAAAGAUGGACUUCUUGCCACCGGAUACGAUACUUGACGACAUCGUGCUGGAAAGGCUUUACGCCGGCUUUCCGGAGGAAGAGCCGUCUUUAGCCCAUUACUGGUUCAAAUCAGUGGCGGCCAUACAGGAAAUGAACAGGAUUCCAGAAUACAACAAGGCGCUGCUUCUGCCGCGUAACGACAUCCCGAACUACGCUGGCUAUGGCUACUUCUCAAAUACCGUUCAGCUGGCGAUAGCUGCCGCCGCAGCACCCGCGUACUACGGGAACGGUACCAAGGGCAUGCUGUACGGUGGCCUUCUUUUCCUGCUGGCCAUGCAGAUGGUAAGGGCGAUCGAUGACGAAGGCAUCAGGUGGGCCCCGAAUAACACCGCACUGAAGGACACCAUGCUGUCCAACGCUUCUCUACAAGCGUUCCGCCAAAGGGCCGCAUGUCGGUACGGCGCCGGGAAUGAAAGUGCGUUUCCCGAGGUGCCAGCCCUCGAGAUUGCCUAUUCCGCCCUCGUGGAGUCUCACAUUGCGGACAAAACCGAGCCAUUGGCACUCAGCGAGCAGCUGCCGGAAGACAAGGUCUUUUUCAUGACGCUUUGCUACAUGACGUGCCACAGCACGGCUAUCAGGAGCCACAUUGCGGCGGACUGCAACAAGGCUGGCACUACUGGAGAUCCUGGCCAUCCAGUCGCCGAGACUUGUUCUUGUUCCCUAGUGAAAUGGCGCAAGCCACUAUGGGUGGGGAAUCGGCCCAUGAAUCUGGCGGUGAAAAAACUUAAACUAUAUUUAAAUAAAUUAAGGUGACGUGAAAUAACUAUCUCCCCCCAAUCUCCGUACUC